AUGCCGUCGGUGAUAUCUCGUCUCCUAAGAGAUGUUACCGGUUUUGUGGACGCACCGAACAACGCUGGUUUAAGCGACAAUGUCUUUCACAUUUUUGAACAGAGUAUAGCGUACCGAGCUCAGGAAGAUGCAGACUGUUACGCCAGAUUUAACAAAUUACAAAAGGACUUGAGCAUAUUGGAGAUGGAGAAGAUAUCGAGGGGAAAUUCAAAGGCUCGUGACCAGAAAACCAUGGACAUCGAGGCUGAACUGUGCAACAUCACAAAAGAAGUGGACCACUUAUGCGAGAUCAAAGAUAUCAAGGAUGAGUUGAAGAUGAUACACAAGGUUUUGGAGGAUCAAAAGGCUGUCAUCGGUCAAUACGCUACGAGCUACGAAGAACUAAACUUUGGCGUCAACGAAAAGCAGUCCGACAGAGGAAAGGAGUGGGUAUCCGGGGACGGCGAAAGUCAACUGCUGUUGGAGACCAAGAAUAUGUUGGACCUGCGGAUCUCCAAGGUCAAAUCGCUUUUCACGGACGCAUCUACAGUGGAGAACUCUCUGAAUCAUUUACUGGAUCUCAAACAAAAACAAGGAAGUCUUAUUGUCGUCAGGGACACGCGCAGUCUCGCCAACGAAGCCGACCAAAGAGCCAAAGAUAGCGCAUGGCAAAGCAAGCUUCUGUUUAUCUUUACCAUAGUUACGGUCUUGUUUGACCCAGACCCCUAUAUCUUUUAUAUCCACAUUAAUGGCGUCGUUGCUGAGCUACUGACAUUUCUUGUUGUUGCACCUUGGGUUGAGUGGAACCGCUUUGUUCUACCUUGGACCAGACGUGAUUCUCAAAGAGGGGAUCAUAUCAUUAUUGGUAAACGACGAAGAGAAAGUCAGGUUUAG
Molecule: messenger RNA, 873 nt
Organism: Fusarium poae
Lineage: Eukaryota; Fungi; Ascomycota; Sordariomycetes; Hypocreales; Nectriaceae
Exons: 5
Coding region: 1-873 (290 amino acids)
Source: RefSeq, a predicted model, not a curated record